Trypanosoma grayi is the source of this 3303-nucleotide messenger RNA. Its product is annotated as phospholipid-transporting ATPase 1-like protein. Gene Ontology annotation, biological process: phospholipid translocation. The record is from RefSeq and is a predicted model, not a curated record. Gene Ontology annotation, molecular function: ATP binding; ATP hydrolysis activity; magnesium ion binding. The transcript has a single exon. Gene Ontology annotation, cellular component: plasma membrane. Bases 1 to 3303 code for a protein of 1100 amino acids. NCBI's taxonomy places the organism in Eukaryota, Euglenozoa, Kinetoplastea, Trypanosomatida, Trypanosomatidae.
AUGAGGGAUACGUUCUGUCCCCGAAUACAUGGUUGCAAUUGGUGCUUCUGUUGUGGCCACGAUGGGGAUGAGAAUGAUGAACAUGCUGAAGUCAUCGUGCAUAUGAACGAUCCUCAUGCGAAUGCGCCAUUCGAUUACCCCGACAACUUCAUUAAGACAUCUGAUUACACCAUAGUCACUUUUCUACCGCUGGCUCUGCUCAUGCAAUUUCGAAAGGUGAGCAACUUUUAUUUCCUCGUCUGUAUGGUUCUUUCCCUCAUCCCCGGCGUUUCGCCUAUAAGCCCUGCGACAGCAAUAGCACCACUUGUGUUUGUCGUAGCGGUGGCGCUAGUUAAAGAGGGCGCUGAGGAGUACAAACGCCACCGGGCAGAUAACAGAGCGAACUCAAUUGAGGUGGAGGCUUUUGUGAACGGUGAGAUGGUGCGGAUCGCGAGUCGGCACCUGAGGGCGGGGGAUGUAGUGCGCGUACACAACGGCGAGGAGGUCCGGGCGGACAUUUUCCUACUUUCCUCAUCCACGGAAGAGGGACAGGUGUUCAUUGACACAUGCAACUUGGAUGGUGAAGCGAGUCUUAAAAGUCGCAAGGCGAUGGAGAUGACGUGGCCACUCUGCUCGACAGAGGCGGUGCAGACGGCGCGGCUCACAAUGCACACCACACCGCCCGACCCCGGGCUGCUGUCGUGGAACGGGAGGAUAGACUUCAACGGCGAGGAGUAUGCUGUGGAUCUCAACCAGUUCCUUUACCGUGGCUGUGUCGUGCGCAAGACGGACUGGCUGUGGGGCUUCGUUAUCUACGCUGGUAGAGACACCAAGAUGUUUCGUAACUUGAAGAAGCGACCACCAAAAUCCUCAGAUUUGGAUCAUAAGUUGAACACGUUAAUCAUCGUCGUAUUCCUAAUGCAGAAUGCUUUUCUCAUUGUGCUCUGUUCACUCGCUGUAUGGUGGAGCAAUCAUCAUAAGGACCAUUGGUACAUGCGCUGGUUUCUUGAGCAGAACAGUGAAACUGUGCUGUGGUUUCGCCGCUACGUCACGUAUUUUAUUUUGCUUAGUUACUUCAUACCAAUCUCGCUCUUCGUGACCAUCGAGGUGUGCAAAGUCAUCCAAGUGCAUUGGAUGCGGCGGGAUACCAAAAUGAUGGAGCUUGUCAAUGGAAGGUGGCGUCGCUGCGUGCCCAACACCUCAAACUUGAAUGAACAGCUCGCCAUGGUGCGCUUCAUUUUCACGGACAAAACUGGGACGCUGACAGAGAAUGUCAUGAAGUUUAAGACAGGCGACAUCAAAGGCCACACCAUUUGUUGUGACAGCUGGGCUGCAUCGUUGGAGCUGCUGGACCACAAAAGCCCAACACGUGCUGCUGCUGAGGAAUAUUUCCUUGCCCUCUCCAUUUGUCACACCGUCCAGCCGUUCAAUGACGAUAGCAAUCCACUGGGUAUCGUGUACGAGGGAAGUUCACCAGACGAGGUGGCUCUUGUCACCACUGCAGCCGAGCACGGUUUCCGCCUGGUUGAACGUACCUCGCGUUCCAUGACAGUGGAAGUAGAGGAACAGAACCGUGUGUUCGAUAUUCUCGCCACUCUUGAGUUCACACCCGAUAGGAAGAUGAUGAGUAUCAUUGUGCAGGAACGCAACACACCGCGGAUUAUCCUCUUUACAAAAGGUGCCGACAGUUCUCUUCGGCAGCAACUCUCCAAUGACAGCGAAGUGCAGGAGUAUAUGAUCGGCUUGGACAGCACGCUCACGGAGAUGGGUGAAUCCGGGUUGCGCACUCUCCUCGUUGGCGCGCGUGACCUUACACAGGAGGAGUUCAAAGUGUGGCAUGCACGCUUUAUCGCCGCGGGUAAAACGCUCGUGCGACGUAGUGAGGUGGUGGACAAGGUUUGUAUAGAGAUUGAGCGGGAGCUUCGACUUGUCGGGGCGACUGCCAUUGAAGACAAGCUCCAGGACGAUGUACCGGAAACGGUGUCCUUCUUCCUCAAUGCGGGUGUUGUUAUAUGGAUGCUCACCGGCGACAAACGAGAGACGGCCCUGACGAUUGCCGCCACGACAAUGUUGUGCGACCCGCGACGAGACUUUGUUCUGCAUAUCGACAUUGGAUCUCUUGACCCGAAGGAUGAGGCGGCAGUGCAGAAGGUUGGCGCGGACCUGCGCCAGGUAGAGCUCCACGUGGAGCGCGGGAGGGAGGAGGGUGUGCGCUGCACUAUUGUCAUAGAUGGUCUUGCCCUCGGCGUUGCGAUGACUCAUCACUUCAAGCAGUUCCUGCGGUUAUCGCAGGAGGUAAACUCGGCGGUUUGCUGCCGACUUACACCACUCCAGAAGGCGAAUAUUGUGCGCAUGUUCCAAAAGUCUACAGGUCUCACUGCAAUCGCCAUUGGUGACGGGGCGAAUGAUGUGUCAAUGAUUCAGGAAGGGCGCGUUGGCAUCGGUAUCGUCGGCCUCGAGGGAACACAGGCGGUGCUGGCAGCCGACUACGCCAUUCCGCGAUUCAAAAAUCUGCGAUAUCUCUGUGCUGUCCAUGGGCGUUAUUCAUUGGUGCGUAACGCGAGCUGUAUUGUUGUAAGUUUUUACAAGAAUAUUACGCUCUCCUUUAUUCAAGUGGUCUUUGCAUUUUACUGUGGAUUCUCGGGACUUACACUGUUCGAUGGGUGGCUGCUGACGUUCUACAACACGGUAUUGACGAGCAUCCCACCGUUCUUUAUGGGCAUCUUCGACAAGGACCUCUGCGCCGAGGUGUUGGUGAGCCGACCAGACCUUUUUGUGCCGCUCUCGCGUGGGUUGUACUUUGAUCACGUCGUCCUGCUGCAGUGGCUUGCCGAGUCGAUAUUCCACGCGUUGGUCAUAUUCUACGUGAUGUAUCCAACUGCUGUGAAACUGGACUACGAUGGCACGCGAAACAUCGGCGGCGACAUGGUAGGUACAAUGAUGCUCUUCUCACUCGUGUGUGUCGUCCUUAGUCGUUUCGGACUGCAGGUGCGUUACUGGCGGUGGAUGCAAUAUGUGGGGAUCGGCCUCUCUGCCUUGUUCCUCGUCUGCCUCCUCUUGACGUACUCAGCAAUCCAACACGUUGGCAACGCCACGCUGUAUUGGCACAUUUAUGUACUGAUGACCGGGGCCAAGUUCUGGUUGUAUGUGCUACUGUUGUUAGGGGGCCUCAUCCUCGUCGUUGACUUGCCGGUGCUCCACUUCCAGAAGCGGCUGAAGCCUACGCCGCGCGACAUAGCGGAGCAGGAGCACGAAAGGGCCCUCAAGGAGUCGGGGAUGCGCAAAGAGCCAGUAGAGAAUUCCCGCCAAGAGGAGUUGGUGUAA